Molecule: messenger RNA, 2778 nt
Organism: Lachnellula hyalina
Lineage: Eukaryota; Fungi; Ascomycota; Leotiomycetes; Helotiales; Lachnaceae
Exons: 5
Coding region: 1-2778 (925 amino acids)
Biological process (GO): DNA replication initiation
Cellular component (GO): DNA replication preinitiation complex
Source: RefSeq, a predicted model, not a curated record
AUGUCAAGUCGAGAUGAGCUACCGGGCUCUGACGCGUCCGCCAAAACCCUCACGCGUUCUGGUUCUGGUAUCCUAACGCCGGUCUCUGACAAUUCUCCCAAUUUGAGCGAUGGCACCUCUCCCGGCUCAAAGAAACGCAAACGCGAUGGGCACUCGAUGGAGGACUUGCUGAAGGACAGGUUUGUAGUAAAACCCUACCCCUCUGCUGUCUUCAUCAAGCCUCGAACCCUCCAACCGCUCAUCCUCUUACCUCGAGCCCAUCUACCAUUGGCAUCUUUGGAUUUUACGUCAUCUACGAAUGCCCUGCCCCAAUCGAGACUAUUUGAGGCUCAUGUUAAAAUACUGGAGCUGGAAGAGCGAAUGGGAAGCCAACCAAUGGUAUUGGUAGCAAGACUCGACGAUGGGCGGACUCUGUACGCUGUAGAACGGGAGGAUCGUGGGCUGUAUGUGUUGUGUAGGCUUGGGUCCUGGGUCGAUCUAAACCAAUUGAAGCAGGCAGCUGUUGUAUUGAAACAAGAAUUACCCAAGGGGCUCGAGAGAAGAGAUUCAAUACAACAAAACACGCCAGUUCCCCUUGUCACCCAGGAAUCGAGCAAAUACAGUAAAAAGAAACGACUCGCGAUCGAAGCCAUUCAAUCCAUGGUGAAACGUCCAUCUACAGGCCUUCUAUCGGAAUCACAGCUAGUCGCAGCAGAAUUAGAGCCAAUACUUGAUUCUCAGCCGGCAGAAUCGACGGUCGAACAGCCUCUCGUGGAUGAUCCUGUAACACGUACUGCGGCGGAAAUAUGUGAUAACGUUCGAACACAAUAUCUAGAAGCAUUGUAUAUCUCUAAGGCUUCUCUCGCAUAUUUCGCCAAAGGACCUCUCUCACGAGCACGAGCAGCAUUCCACCUAGAUUAUGACUCUACUCUGGAUAUGAAUGACCAUGUCACUUUCUUGGAAAGCCUCGUAAUGUCUACGACUCUUAUUGAUAAGAAAUAUCGUGAUGGGGUGCCGGAAUGCGUGUCCUUAAUAGACAUUCAGGACCACAGUGUAGACGAUGCUGUCGAGGCUGCUUCAAAGCCCAAGAAACGGAAAAGCAACAAAAAAAUGAAACCGGGAAAGAAUGGCCUUUACCCGACCGAGGACACGUUUAUUCGACGAUGGUGGUCCAGUUACGACGAUGAAAUGGAAUCUGGAGCGCCCGGGACUUCCAAAGAUGAAAUGACCAAAAGUAGAAUUGCUCAAUUGCGGAUUCGGGAAACCCAACUUCAGAUAAUUGUUAUUCUGGAAGUGCUCGCUCUCCAACCUUUAAUCACAGGCUCGGGUGAUGUAGAUGGUGGCCUUCCUUCCGCUCUUCCUAAAGGCGACAUCGUCGAGGGGAAAGAGAAGAACACCAAGGCCAAGAAGCCUGACCAUUUCGCAAUGCUCAUUGAUGUCCACAUCGAUAGAUUAUGUAUUUGGCAGUCCAUUCAACUAGAAUCGAUGAAAGCACCUUCGGGGGAAUCACAAAAUAAUGCAGGGGAACUUGGAAUCUCAACGGGGUCUUUGACAAAUGGAGAUAGCAUCCUUAGAGAUUUCUGCGUCGAGGUGAUUGCACCUUUCUUCUCUGCUCGUCUGCCCGACCGCUGUGCUGUUAUCAACCGCAAGCUAGGAGGUCCUGUUGCAUGUUCACCUCCGAAGCCAAGACUGUCCAAAUCAUCAAGUUUCUCGGGUCUGUCUCGACCGGGAGCAGCUACCAAGCGUCCUGUCCCAGCCAAACCACGUCGCAGUUUACACCGAGUCUUGACAGACGAUCGGGAGCGUCGAAGUGUUUCUCGAGGUCCCGAGCGAGCAAUCUCAUUAAUGAGGUCUGCAACAAUGCCAACAAUUCCAGGAUUGAAGAGGGAGACUAGCGAAGCUCCAUCACUUUCAGGAAUUCCCUUCGCGGAGUCGCAGACUCUGGCGGCAAAUAGGGGUGGUGUUCUAAACUCAAAACAAUUCUCUAGACGAGAAGUUGAUUUAGGCAUUCUUGCUCCUGACUUGAAUGCUAAAGCAAAGAAGAAAGCUAGUAUAGAAGCUGAACUGAAACAGGCGAUUUCGGCACUCAAACGGCCAAAUCGAGAACUGGCGGGGAAAGACUUGGUCGAAACUGCCGAAAAACGGUCAACAUCAGCUUCACACUCUCGGAAAUCCAAGAAACCUAUUAGGAAUCCACUUUUCCAGGGUGUGCAGAUCUCUGCGACACCCAAGACGAAUCGAUCGACGAAUGUAUUCGCCAAAUCCCAACCUCAGGAGUUUCCUGGGUACGAUGGAGUACCUGAACUACAUAUUGCUCCUUCAUCGAGCAUGUCAGUAGUACCGCAAUCAGUUUCUCGACCAUCGCGAGAAAGUUUGCAGCCCAGAAAUCCGUUGUUCUCUUCAAUUCUAGCGACGCCAACCCGAAGACCUCUAUCGGCAUCAUCCAAGCAAAUAGGGGGCUUUCGGGAUAUUAACAAUACAGACCAGGCGAGCUUCCCUCCCUCAUCGCCGUUACAUAUGCGGCGUUCCAGUGCGCAGCUAUUUACUGUGCACGAUUCCGCGGUAAAGAGACCGGCAGAUUUUUCGACAGACCAAGGCAUUCUAGAAACCCCAGUUAGAAGGAGAACAGAAGACAAAUUACAACACAGUCAUCCAGGACCCUCUCCCGGGGGAAACAAGGAAAAUGUCGGAGCAAAAGUAGGAAUUGUAAAUGAUGAAUCGAAAAGUAGUGGCGGAGGACGAGAAGACUCCAUCUAUAAGGCGCUAGGAUGGGAUGACGAAAUUGAUGACCUGGCAUGA